Rotaria sp. Silwood2 is the source of this 240-nucleotide messenger RNA. NCBI's taxonomy places the organism in Eukaryota, Metazoa, Rotifera, Eurotatoria, Philodinida, Philodinidae. The record is from the annotation of a GenBank genome assembly.
AUGACAAUAGAUUCAAAUUCUUUUAUUGCUUUGGCUAAUUUAUUAUUAGAUAAAAAAGAUUAUGAUCGAGCAGAACAAUUCUAUUUAAAAGAUCUAGAAUUGGAAAAUGAUACUGGAUUACAUCAAGUUAAGAUAUUAAAUAAAUUAAGUCAACUUUUUGCAAAGAAAAAUCAACUUGAUAAAGCUAAACAAUACUAUCAACAAGCUAAUGCAAUUAAACAACAAUAUUCAUCGAAAUAA